Molecule: messenger RNA, 1126 nt
Organism: Bactrocera oleae (olive fruit fly)
Lineage: Eukaryota; Metazoa; Arthropoda; Insecta; Diptera; Tephritidae
Gene: AP-2sigma
Product: adaptor protein complex 2, sigma subunit
Biological process (GO): intracellular protein transport; clathrin-dependent endocytosis
Cellular component (GO): AP-2 adaptor complex; membrane coat; intracellular membrane-bounded organelle
Molecular function (GO): clathrin-cargo adaptor activity
Source: RefSeq, a predicted model, not a curated record
UUUUUCAAAGAUUAGAAAUGAAAGACGGGAAAUAAUUGUUUUUAUUAAGUAUUUUAUAGGUGAAACCAAAUACUAAAUAAUGUUUUAAGAAAAUCAAUUUAUAUUAUAUUAUCACUGAAUUCGAUUUUCAACAUAAUCGCGCCGUAUGUUAUCGGAUGAGAUACGGUUUGUAUGGAGUUUCAAGUAAAUAAAAAAAAUGCAUCACUGAAAAAUAGCAGUUAACAACCCUAAAUUAGUGUAAUGAUACAAAAAAAUCAGUGAAAUUCAUUAUCUCAAUUUUGUAUAAUUUACUUACUUGCUGAAAUAAUAGAUCAAAAGGCAAGAAUCUUCGAAAAAGAUGAUUCGAUUUAUUCUAAUACAAAACCGUGCUGGGAAGACGCGUUUAGCCAAGUGGUAUAUGAAUUUUGAUGAUGACGAAAAACAGAAACUGAUUGAAGAGGUUCAUGCAGUGGUAACUGUAAGAGAUGCAAAGCAUACCAAUUUUGUAGAGUUUCGAAACUUUAAGAUUGUAUACCGUCGCUACGCCGGUCUUUAUUUCUGCAUAUGCGUUGAUGUCAACGACAAUAAUUUGUGCUAUCUUGAAGCGAUACACAAUUUCGUAGAAGUUUUAAAUGAAUAUUUCCACAACGUAUGUGAAUUGGACCUAGUCUUCAACUUCUAUAAAGUGUACACGGUAGUAGACGAAAUGUUUUUGGCUGGAGAGAUACGUGAAACAUCCCAAACAAAGGUGCUCAAGCAGUUAUUGACGCUUAAUUCGUUGGAAUAAAAAUUUGCUGCCAUCUCUGCAUUCCAUGUAUGUGUGUAUGUGUAUUUCAAAACUUGUAUACGUUGCAAGCGCCAUGCCAACUUUAUGGAUGGUCCAGUAAUGGAGUUUGCGAUGGUCGAUCCAUCAGUUUUCGAAUCUUUCAUUUUAAUUCUAUUCAUGUUAAUGUUAAUAUAAUUAUCAGUUUAAUUACACAUAUAACUAUGUAAGAAAAGUAAUUAGUAUUUGUUAAAGUACUUGUAUAGUUAUUGUAGAAAUAAGUGAAUGUGUAUUACCUAUAUAAUUACACUCAAAAUCACACUGAUAUUCAAAUAAAUAAUUAUGUGUAUUUGCGCAAAAGGCAUAUAUUUCAAACUACGUUAA